GAGACACCCCGGGCACCGAGCUAGUGAGAGAGGGCUUAGCGGCCGCCACACAAAGUCCCCACAUGUGCCGGAGGGGUUGUGAGGAAAGCUGGAGCAGCUGCGGCGGUUUCUGGAUGGAUACCUCCUAUGUGACCAGCGCCAGGCGGCUAAGGAGUACCAACCGUCGUUCUACCUCCUACACCAGCGCCACAUCCAAUAAUGUCCAGAUCCAGGGUUCAAAGGGAGUCGCGCUUCAAGACUCGCUGGUUAGAAGCUUGGACAGUGAGUUAUCUGAGGCAAUCCCACACAAGACAAACUUCCUCCAGGAGCACUCUGUGCUGUAUGAGGAGGCGGAGCAGCCUGAACACAACGGCACCGUAAAGUCACAAGUGGUCACUCCCAGGAAAAGUAAAAGAUGGCCAUCCAGAUUAUUCUCCAUGUUCUGCUGCCUUGUGAUUGUCAGCAUCCUCGCCGUUCUGCUUGUAUUCGCUUAUAUUAUACUGCAAGAAAUGCGCUAUGGAAAAGAGAGUGACGAUGGAGUGAAAACAAGUAUGUUUGGGUUCUGGAGUCUGCUGGUCUUGUCCUUAGUUGCUGGGCUCUCUUGCUGCAGCUUCUCCUGGACUGUCACUUAUUUCGACUCUUUUGAACCAGGAAUGUUUCCCCCGACACCUCUCUCCCCUGCACGCUUCAGGAAAUUGACAGGCCAUUCUUUCCACGUGGGUUACACCAUGGCAAUAUUAAAUGGCGUUGUAGCAGCUCUCACUGUUCUCUGGUGUCUACUCUGAAUGUAUAGAAUGUUCUUCAAGGAUCUCCAUUUUUUUUUUUUUUACUUACAAGGAAUGUCCCCUUUUUUUGGAACUUAUAAUUGACAUCUUUAAAGGGAAUCUGUCACGUGAAUAAAGUGUACAAACUGUCAGCAAUGCUAAAGAGUAGGCACCUUUCCUACAAGUACCUUGCAUCAGACAUUAAAUCUGUUUUGGUGCACCCAAGAAGUAACCCCAAUCUGGGACACCAUAUGGGCUUUGACUCCAAUUUGAAUCUUUUGCCAUUCAACAGUUUAUGCCAAAACCAAAGUUGGUCUGCUCCCACAUUGUAUUGUUAAGUAGUAGUGACACCUAGCUCUAUUGGGUGUUUGAAUUUGACUCUGAACCGCUGAGGGUAAAUGCACAGGACCGAGGAACUCCACAGAGGCACUAAAAAAUGAUUUGUGUGAUUUUAAAAGAUACUCGCAGGCUCCUAUUGGUGCCUGUUCCUUAGAAAAAUAUUUAUUUAUAUUUUUACACUUAAUUUACAUGACAGGUUCACAUUUUUUUCAUUUUGCCAUGUAGUGCCAGGAUAUUUUCCUAAUAGCUGUGUUUUCUUUAAUUUUUUUUGUGCCAUAAUGUUUUAAUAAGGUAAUUUUUAUAGUCCUUUUUUAUUCUGUUUUUAGACCAGCUGUUUUUAUUUUUGGCAAAAAGAUUAUGUUUAAGGUAUUCAUUAAGCAGUACAGGUCACUUUAACACAAAUAACGAUCCUGUCGGCUUCACCCCUGUUCUUUGGGGCAAAAAAAAAUGUAUAAAAUAAUGCAAUCUUUUUGCUCCAGUAUUUUUGCUAUUCUAAGGAAUGUAAUACUUUAAGGCAGGGCAGACAAAUAAUUUAGUUGGUAAAAAGUAAUAAUUACCUUUCCUGUAUCCUCUUUUAUACAUGCUUUUAAAAUAUAUCUACUGUGGCCAAUAAGAAUAUAUAUAUAAAAAAAAAAUACAAUGAAGCAGCUGCAGCCGUGGGGCUGUCCACUAAUUUCUUUAAUAUUCCACAGACUGCUUGUGUAAAUACAACAUUCCAAACA
Messenger RNA from Rana temporaria (common frog), 1804 nucleotides. It is a transcript of the gene ARL6IP6, whose product is annotated as ADP ribosylation factor like GTPase 6 interacting protein 6. The transcript has 5 exons. The coding region runs from base 63 to 764 and encodes 233 amino acids. The record is from RefSeq and is a predicted model, not a curated record. Lineage: Eukaryota; Metazoa; Chordata; Amphibia; Anura; Ranidae.